This is a messenger RNA of Oreochromis niloticus (Nile tilapia), 1049 nucleotides long. RefSeq lists its product as uncharacterized. The transcript has 4 exons. The coding region runs from base 149 to 751 and encodes 200 amino acids. The record is from RefSeq and is a predicted model, not a curated record. Gene Ontology annotation, cellular component: external side of plasma membrane. Gene Ontology annotation, biological process: positive regulation of T cell proliferation; T cell costimulation; immune response. Lineage: Eukaryota; Metazoa; Chordata; Actinopteri; Cichliformes; Cichlidae.
GCUAUGCUGGUAACUCUGACUCUGCCCACUGUGUCUCUGGAGCUCUCAGUGAGUUUUAAACUGGACACCAGUGGUUUGUGUGGGAAGUAUUUGUGGUUGCAGCGGCACCAAAGAGGCAGACGAAGACAGUAUCUUCUUGCUUGAGAAGAUGAUCUGCAGGAUCCUGCUGCUCACCAUCCUCACCUCGUGUGUCUCUGGAUCAUUUGUAGUCAAUGUGACACAGACCUCCUAUCAGGCAGAGGAGAACCACAACAUCACACUGGAGUGGACGUUCACCACCAAACCUGACAGAUCCACCAGAUCUCUUUUUAUCCUUUGUAGCUUUUCUCACAAAUUGCAUGAAAUAUUACCUGACCGUGUAAUCCCAGAAGUAUUAACCCCAAACAAAACCUUGUAUCGUGUGGAUCGUGGUGAAGAGGUCACAGAUUCUCAGGACAAAGACUUUACAGGAAGAUUGUCUAGUGACAAAGACGCCCUCAGAGAAGGAAGAAUCAGACUUCAACUGUCCAGACUCAGGACUGAUGACUCGGGUCUGUACCUGUGUGAUGUGAACACUGAUCAUGGUUCUGGCUAUAAGAGCUGUCAACUCAAUGUCACAGCAGCUGAUGAACUUCCUUUGAGUCCUCGAGCAGAGAGACGGAGAAACAUCAGCUUUUCUGCUGGAGUGUUACUGCUGAUUGGAAUACCAGCAGCAAGUGCCGUGGCUCUUUUUGUCUGUGUUUUUUGGGUGAUCUUUUGUAAAAGCGGAUGAGAUGUGGGAGACACUCCUUGUGGAAGAAAUGGUGAUCCUGUUAGUCUAAAUUUCCAUCAGGAUGCUGUUUUUUACCUUUAGUUACAGUCAUAACUCUGUCUUUGUUCAACAUCUGUUUUAAAUGAUAUAUAACAGAAAAGCAAAGCAAAGCUUUUCUGUGUUGCAUUAUGUUCCUGUCAGGGUUUGAUCCAAAGUUAAUACAGCACCAGUGACUGAUGUGAGUGUACAGGCUAUUAUACAAAACAGCUUCUUAUUGUAUUUUGAUGCAUGCUCAAUCAUCCAGGUAAGUAAAUCCCCA